AUGAGGACGCCGCUUUCACACUUUCUCUCGGCCCUGCUGCUAUUGCAGACAUGCGCAGCUGGGCCUGGUCAGCCGCUCACUGACCAAACAGCGUCUGGGGCAAUCGACCACGAUGCAGAUCACGAAUUUACGUUCCAGACAGGGGAAGCAGAACCGCGACCCAUAACUCAACGAGUUGAGAAUGCCUGGAAUACCCUCCGCACAAUCAAGAAGCCAGUCCUUCAAUCCGACAAGUCGAGAGGAUUACUAGGGACUGCCGUACACUAUGGCCGCCAAACGGUCCGACUGCUAUUCUUGAAUGGCCCUUCAACCGAAAAACCCGAGCGGAAACUGAACAAACAUCUCGCAGGAGCAGUGGAGGAGCUGAGAGCAGCUGCAGACGAAGACCGAGACCCGGAUGCGAUGUUCCUGUUAGCAGAGAUGAACUUCUAUGGCAACUUCUCCCAUCCCCGCGACUUCAAAGAGGCCUUCCGCUGGUACCAUGACCUGGCAUGGCUGGAUGGAAACAACACAGCGCAGAACAUGGUCGGCUUCAUGUAUGCGACGGGCAUCGGCGGUGCGGUCGAACCAGACCAAGCAAAGGCCCUGAUGUACCAUGAGUUUGCAGCGGAAGCAGGGAACAUCCGCUCGGAGAUGACACUUGCGUAUCGCUACCACACUGGCAUUGGAACACCGAAGGAUUGUGAUCACGCGAUCCAUUACUACAAGAAGGUGGCGGACAAGGCGAUCGAAUACUAUCGCUCAGGACCUCCGGGUGGUAGGGCUUUGGUUCGAGAAUCUUAUCGUUGGGCAGAUGAAGAAGGAGGUGUCUACGGUCCAGGAGCCAGUGUAUCGAGCUCCGGUCAAAAUGCGCGGGACGCUGCCAAUGCCACUCCUGAGGCUAGCGUGGAAGAUAUCCUGGAGUACUUAGAUCUUAUGUCCCGGAAGGGUGAGUUGAAGGCUACAUACACCCUCGGUAAGAUGAAUUUCGAGGGCGCCCGGGGCUUGCCACGGAAUUUCCGGCGGGCUAUGCGGUAUUUCAAGGUUGUUACCAAGAAAUAUUGGAACAAGGAUGGCUCCGUCAACUCAAAUCCCCCCGCAGGGCUCGAUAAGCUGGCGUCCAAGGCCGCAGGACAUAUUGGUCUGAUGUACCUUCGCGGAGAGGGGGUUGAGCAACACUACCCAACUGCCCUCACAUGGUUCCGACGGGGUAUUGCGAACGGGGACUCUCUGUGCCAGCAUUGGAUUGGUCUGAUGUAUCUCAAGGGCUAUGGGGUUCCUCAGGAUGGCUUCAAGGCAUCCCACUACUUCAAAGCAGCGGCAGAGCAAGAUUCCCCAGCGUCAGAAUCACGAUUGGGUGCUCUGUUCUUGGAUCAAGGAGACGUGGCAACCGCAACACGUUACUUCGAGCUUGCUGCCCGCUGGGGGUGGAUGGAGGCAUACUAUUACCUAGCGGAAAUGGCCAACUUCGGUAUUGGCCGACAGCGGCACUGUGGCGUGGCCGCGGCCUACUACAAAAUGGUUGCCGAAAAAGCAGAGAUCGUCCACUCAGCCUUUGUUGAAGCAAACGCUGCUUACGAAUCUGGCGACAAGGAGAGCGCUCUCAUCCCAUCGAUGAUGGCAGCAGAGCAGGGCUAUGAGAACGCACAGGCAAAUGUGGCUUAUUUGCUUGAUGAGCAUCGCUCUGUGCUCUCGCUCAGUUCCAUUCUUCCAUGGGCCGAGAAGGCUCGGUCCUCCUUGAUGCGCAAUGCGCGACUAGCGUUGAUUUACUGGACUCGCUCUUCAAAGCAAGCUAACAUCGACUCCUUGGUCAAGAUGGGGGACUACUACCUGUCUGGCACGGGUACACCUGUUGACGCUAACAAGGCCUCAACCUGCUACCACAAUGCUGCUGAAGCCCACCACAGUGCACAAGGCUACUGGAAUCUGGGCUGGAUGCACGAGAACGGCGUGGCUGUAGAUCAAGAUUUCCACAUGGCCAAGCGGUAUUAUGACUUGGCUCUUGACCUUAGCCCUGAAGCGUAUCUGCCAGUGAAGCUCAGCUUGAUCAAACUUCGAAUUCGGGGAUACUGGAAUCGGAUCACCAACGGAAAUAUCAAUCCCAUCCACGAGGAGGAAGACUCGAAGCCCCGUCGUACAUUCAAGGAAUGGGUCAAAGCUUUCAUCGAGAACGAUGAGGAGGGCUAUUACGAAGACCUUUACGAACAACAACGGGGAGACGAUGAUGAAUAUCGUGGCUUAGAAUCUGAAGGCCACGAGGAUGGCUACUACGACGACCUGGACCUCGAUAUUGACGAGGGAAUGCUCGAAGGCCUCCUCAUUGUCGGAUUGGCUGCUGCGCUGUUGGUUUUGGUUUAUUUCCGUCAACAGCAACAACAACGCAAUCGACAGAAUCAGAACGCCAAUGCCAAUGCCAAUGCUGAUCCCCAGAAUGGAAAUGGGAACGCCAACGACCGUGGAUUUUUCCCUCAGCCUGGUGACCCUGAUUUCGGGCAAUGGGUGGCAGGAGGAUCAUCUAGUAAACGUCGUCGCACUGAUGCAGCGACGGCUCUCUCAAAACCGUUCAAGUCCCCGCUACGCAGACCUGCACCAACAAACACAGACGACACGCCAUCUAAGUCUGUUGCACCCAGAGCUUUCGAGGAGACACAAACCCCAGCGACUCCUACCACCCCUAUAGAAUCCAAGUCAAUAUCAAAUCCACCAAAUCCGACAACAACUCCAGUACCUCCCAAGCGCAAACGCAUGUUACAGCCAUUUUCCCCGUUCCCCUCACAAUCAUUCCAAACCUCCGACCCAGAAAUCCUAGAACUACAAAAGCAGCACCAGGAGAUCAAAUCAAAGGUCGACGCACUCACAACCAAACUCGAAAUAGCAACUCAAGCCCUCAACCUUGAGACGAAUCCCAAAUACAUUGAGAUUCCAACUCUCAUCACCAAAUGGCGGCUCGCCAGUCAAGACGCAGCAGAUGAAGUAUUUGUCGGUGCCAAGGAAAGGGUUCAUCGCAUGGGAGGGAUGGCGGUUUGGAAACAGCAGUCGAAGCGUGAUGCGAGUCGGUGGGGAUUUGAUGAGGAGAGUCAUGAGCGGGGGCAUGCUGAUGAGGAAGAUGAAGACGUCGACGACUACGGUGCUGGGGAUUCUGGCCGUCUAUUGGACCAGAAUAAUGGCGAGGAGGAGAGUCAGGAUGAGGAGUUCACGAUGGAGUUCAUGCUUAAGAGUCUGCAUGUUGAUCCUAAGUUGAUUGGAUAUGAUACAAAGGCUCAAAGAUGGAUCAAAAGCCGAUUGUCGCCGUCGACUUCUUGA
This is a messenger RNA of Penicillium expansum, 3282 nucleotides long. Its product is annotated as ubiquitin ligase complex subunit HRD3. The coding region runs from base 1 to 3282 and encodes 1093 amino acids. Gene Ontology annotation, biological process: ERAD pathway. The transcript is spliced from 6 exons. NCBI's taxonomy places the organism in Eukaryota, Fungi, Ascomycota, Eurotiomycetes, Eurotiales, Aspergillaceae. The record is from RefSeq and is a predicted model, not a curated record. Gene Ontology annotation, cellular component: endoplasmic reticulum membrane. Gene Ontology annotation, molecular function: protein binding.